This is a messenger RNA of Rotaria sordida, 243 nucleotides long. Lineage: Eukaryota; Metazoa; Rotifera; Eurotatoria; Philodinida; Philodinidae. The record is from the annotation of a GenBank genome assembly.
AUGUCUUCAUCUGAUAAUCAACCAAGGUCUGGUCAUGAUACACAAUCAGAUUCCUCAUCCCACGGAGGAACUGGUGGUUCGGGAGGAUCAAGUGGUGGUGGAAAGUCAAGUUCAGGAAUUGGUGGUACCGAAAGUUUAGGUGGUAUGGGAUCAUCUAGUUUAGCUAGCGGUUCAGGUGGUGCUGGAUCAUCUGUUUUUAGUGAAAGUUCGGGUGGUUCUGGUGGCAGCAGUCAACAGCAUUGA